This is a messenger RNA of Pocillopora meandrina, 26541 nucleotides long. Lineage: Eukaryota; Metazoa; Cnidaria; Anthozoa; Scleractinia; Pocilloporidae. The record is from the annotation of a GenBank genome assembly.
AUGAAUACUCAUUUCAGCAAGUUACCAAACAGUCUGAUUGAAAUAUGUGUAGUGGUGGGUAUGGAUCAGGAUACUGGCCUUGUGGCAGCCAGGUCUGCUGAGGUAAUUUAACAUAAAACAAGUAAAAACAAGGGACCUUGAUUAGCACAUUUUUUUCAAAAAGGAAAAGAAAGGAAAGAAAAGCAGAGAAAUAAAUGAACAAACAAAAAAAAAAAGGAAGGAAUAAAGAAUGAGCAAAGUGAAAUAAGCUGCAGAAACAUCUGAAAGAAGAAAAAUAUUAUUUUGUAAACAAAUGUUGUUUCCCUGAAGCCCCAAUGCUAGAAGGAAGAAGAGAAACAUUUCCAAGAUAUUUGUACACAUGUUUAUUGAGUGAUGUUGAUCUGUUUUCAACAGAGCAAGAGAGCCCCAAAAAGCAGUAAACAACAGUCUCCUCUUUCUCAAACUUUGUUUGAAACCCAUGUACUGGCUGCUUUGUCUGGAGAAGUGGCUUCCUUUUGUUGCACAGCAUUGGAAUUUGAUAGUAAGCUACCAAUUAAUUGUCUUAAAAGACAAAAACUAUUUCAGUCUAUUGCAUGUGCUUUACAUAUAUAUUGGAGACUUCCAAACAGGAGGUGAUUUAUGAAGACAUUUCUUUAAGAUCUGCAAGACAACUAUUGUGGCCAUCUAUUUUAAUGAGGAAAAUGUUCACGAAAUGACUGUUGGCUCUAUUUGUUAACUGAAACAAGAGAAAGAAUGUGCAUUGAAAGACACCAACAGAGAUGUAUCUGAUGUGAGAUGAUGUGUUAGAGAUCUAUAGUAUGGAUUCUUGGCUUGACCUCAGGAGCAACUUGUAUCUAGGAUAGUUUAUUGUUCAUGCAGGAGUGGAACCAUUUCAGGCUAUACUAAUUUUAAGCUAAGUUGUUUCCUUUUUUUUUAAGCCUAUAUCACAGAACAUCGAUAUCCAUUUUUCAGUUGACAGAAAUUAACUUUUGACAAAGGCUCUGCGAUGGCUGUUAGUGGUCACUGCUAAAUGGUAUUCAGUGUGAAAAAUGCAUUAUUGCAAUAUCUCACAGAAAAACAUCCUCACUCUUGUUGAUCUUGAGGAGAAGCGAAUCAGUAUCUCCUGAGUUCAAACACUAACUAUGUUUUUCUCCAACAGGUGAGCCUUAUUAUUCAAAUUUGGGCAUUCUGUGUAGCCCAACUAAAGGUGGAAAUCCAGGAAGGCGUGCACGUAGGGGAUCAGUCAUGGUCAAGGCAGCUGAAUUGCCAUUGGCUCAAGAUGUUAUCAACAGCUUGCCACAAUUUUGUUUUCCUGGUAUGGUAUAGUGUAAAACCUCCCUCUUUUAUUAAAAAGUGUGCAGUUUCAUUCAGGAGUGGUCAGAAAUGAUUUUUAAUUCUCUCCUUCCAUGUCCCUUAUUUUUUCUUCCCAUCCAACUUUGGUAAAUUUAACUUUCUUGCAGAUGGGGGUUAUAUUUCUAUGAAAAAGAAACCUGUUGAGUGUCAUUCACUUGUUCUAACAGACAUAGAAGGUAUGUCUGUGAAGUUUGGUUACACUAGUGGUUUAUUUACAGUUUUUAGCCAUGAGGAUAAAACAGUUAAUUAUUACAACCAUGUAGUUUUUUUGUGGAGUGUAAUCUUAAUAUUAUCAAAGUGACUUUUAAUUAGAUCAAGGAUAAAAUCAGUGAUAUAAAUCAGUUUUGUCUCAAAUUGACUUUGCAUGCCUUUGUUAUGUGUACUUUUAAACCUGAAAAAUGUUUACUCUUAUACUCUCUCCAGGUAACCGAACAUAUUGUUCCUGCAUGACAUUCUACAGAGGGUUUCUCAUAGAGGAGGUAAGCAUUCACAUUGAAAUAUUUCAAGAUCAGACCAAUCUUAGGGAAAACAGCUUCAACCAAUAAGAAACAAAGAAGAAUUGGAAUGCAAAAAUUUAGUUUGAGCUUUGUCACAAAUAUCACAUCCAUCUAAAAGGAGUGCAAUUAAGUCAAAAUCAGCAUCAGCAAAGGAGAUAUAAAAAAUUUUUUUAAAUACAAAAUCUCUAACCUUUGUAACAGUUAAGGGUGAAAACAAAACAAAAGAAAACAAAACAACUGAAACAUGAACAGUACAUUAGAAAUGCCUAAAAUUUGUCUAAAUCCUAAGCUUAACCUUAAACUCCCACAAGUUAUUAACAAUGUAACUUCUCUCUACAAUAUUCAUGCAUCGUCCACCAAACAGGCCAAGAGAAUACUCAAACUUAUCAAGUAGAAGUUAAUAUCUUUAUCCAACACCAAAUUCUUCAAACUAACAUACAAGGAAAUGGUUGUCAGCUUGAGGGGGAGAGUUAACAAUCAGAUCGUCACAGUUUAAGGGUUACUGUGUAACACACACCUAAUAGGGGUGACUUAAUUAACAGAAGUAAAUUUUUAAAAGUAAUUCUUUUCAAUUUAAUCUCUUCAAUAAACAUAUUUAGGACAAAGAUGUACCAGGCAAUUACAAGUUGUUUUAUGCAGAGGAAAAAACUGAUGGACAAGGUAUUUCACUUUCAUCUUGGCAUCAAAAGUUAAAAAAAUGUCAAAUAUUCAGUUAACUGAUACUUAAAGGUUAAUGCAGUUGUAGAAAAUUGUCAGUGGCAGUAGGGAUUGCUGAUAAACCUUUAUUAUGAAAAAUUAUCAAACAAACGGGAUCUGGUAGACCAUAACAGCCACUUCACAACUAAAAAGCAUUCAGCAUAGGUUCUUGAAAUUACACAAGAAAAGCCAUAGAAAAAAAAUCCAGUCAAACUUGACUUGUUUGUUUUUGAUAAUAAUUUUUCCCUGGAAAUUCUCUAAUAAUACUGGACCUCAGAGACUCCUUUCAGUUUUGAAGCUCAUUUUCAAACAAUAAAUUAUAGUUAUUUGUUCAAGUUAGAGCCAUGAGCUUGGAGCCUUUUGACUUGUUUGUUAGCUGCUAAUUGAUUUUUCUGUAUUUCUUUGAGAUUGAAAAAUGUAAAACACAAAUACAUGUCGUUCUUGUGUUUGUUUAUUUUGCAGUUGUUCCAGGCUCUUCUUAUCAGUUGUUUUACGUACCAACAUGUUGCUGUUUGAUUUCUAAAUGGCCUUAUUUCAACAUAAUGAAAGACUGUUUGUCUAGGUGAGACGUGAAACCAUCCACAGCAUCAGCAUGUAACAAAAUUUCUGUUCUUCUAAAAUUAAACUAGUUUUAAUCAUAUAGACAGAUGGAUAGCAGAGAUAUGACUUUGCUAUGAUUACAUCUUUGGCAAAAAACAACAACAAUAACAAAAAAACAACAGAAAAUGGAUGUUAGCAUUGAUUAAGUGGCCCACAAGUAAACUGACCUACUUUUAACUUGCCUUCAUCAUCGGUCAACUUACCUUCUUCUUUACCCUUAAACCCCCAGAGGUGAUCAACAUGCAACUUCUCCCAAUAAUAUCCAUACAUUAUCUAGCACGCUGGUAAUGAGAAUACUCAAACUUAUCGGGUGGAAGUUGUCAUCUUGAUCUAACUCCAAAUUCUCGUAAAUAACUUAUAAGGAAAUGUGCAGUAGCCAGAGGAGAGAAUUAACAAUCAGAUCUUGGGAGUUAAAGUUUUAACUCAAUUUAAUUUUAUCUUCAAAUAUCAGCUGAUACACAUUAUACCCAAAAAUCAAAAUUUGCAAUGGCUAUAUGAGGGAUGGCUUCCAUUUUGUUUGGAAGUAUGCCUUGAGCUGAUAAUUCCCAAGGAAAAAAGCGAGCAUAUUUUCACGGCAUAUAUAGAUGCUUUUGUGGUCUUUAUCGGAUAAGUAUCUUUAUUGCUAGGGGGACGAAAACUUUACUUACAACUUAGCGUCUAAAACUUUAACUGCAGGGGGUGUGGACUUUUCAGCGUUCCCUCAGAUGACUGAACAUAAGGUUUCAGAAUUGAGAAAUAUCUUAUGGGAAAUUUUAAAUAAUAUGAAAUAUUUCCCAUUUCUAGCUGCGGCAUAUUUGGUGUUCUGACUUGCUUAGACCAAGGGCGUGCCAGCGAAAAUAUUUAAUUGAUUGUAACAUUUUUCCGGGAAAAAAGUUGCGUACCAACACGAUUUAUGCUUUCAUCUCUACCAAUUCUGUGACUCACAGUUUGUUACCACAAGUGAUGACAAGUGAUCCAGCACUUUUCAGAACAGCUUUAAUGCAGUUUGUGUCACAGCUUGCGAUGGUACCAGUCCCUCCACCAGGUUCUCUUGGAAUAGUAAGUAACCUACACAUUUGGGUUUUUAAAGUGAUUUAUCAAUUGACUUGCAGGUAAACUGACGAACUGUGUUACUCAUAAACUGAAAAAAGGUACGGACCGACUGGCUGAUUAACUGACUGAUUAACUGGCCGACUGAUCGGGUAACUGAGUGACUGACUAGUUGACUGAUUGACUGACUAAAUGACCGACUAAUUGACUGACGAAUGACCGACUGACUGACUUACAUGUACUGUCUGACUGAGUAGCUGACUGACUCACUCACUGAUUGACUGUCUGACUGACUGUCUGACUGACUGAUUGAUGGAUUGAUUGAUUGAUUGAUUAAUUCGAAUCAUCAUUUCCUUUUGCUUGCAGGAAUUUGAGCUCCUUGGAGUUAAACAUCUUUUGCGACCUGCUGAAACUCCAGGUGAAUAGAGAAUUAAUUCAAUCAGCUACUUCAGCAACGUCUAAUCAUCGUUUUGUUAACAACGACAACAUCAAAAAAUGCAAAUCCAAUCUGUGUUCAUGAUUUCUUUGAGUUCCUGUUUGGAUGUCCAAGCUUCCUUCGCUAAAUAUUCUUAAUCCUCUAUCAUGUCACAGAAACUCGAGUUGUCAACAUGGAACUUCAUUAUCCGUUCCUUUAUUUCUCGUUGGAUGACAUUCUUCUCCUAAUGAGCUGCAUUUUGACUCAACAACGGAUUAUUUUUCUCUCGUCGUCGUAUUCACUGCUUACUCCAGUGAUUGAGGUUUGUUUCAAGCUUUUGAAAAUUGAUAAUUAGUGGGAGGAUUUACCGUGCGAAUGCCGGAUUCAAGCUUAAGGUCGUGAAUGACUUAACCCCACUGAAUUUCUUAAAACCUAGACGAAUCAUGUGUUUUUUAUUUUCUUCAGAAAUUCCACCUUAGGACCUCGACUUUUCUUUCUUAGCCACACCAUUCCCAAAAUAAUUUUAACUCCAUCUCAUCUUGUCACAGAAAUAACUUUGGAAUCUUUCCUUAACUGAUACCGAGGAAACCGCCUCCCUUUACUUGCGCUUUUGAAAAAAAAAAGUAAAAACAACAGUUAUAUUCCCGUUAGAACAGAUAUUCUCGACACUACUUUCAAAUGUAAACUAUCCUUUUUUAUUUGCAGAGUUUAUUCACGUUUAUCCAACCUUUUUCAUGGAGUUGGACAUAUGUACCAAUCCUUCCAAGGUAGGUGAUUCAUCUUAUUGUAUCGAUGUUGAUUGCCCAGCCACUGCACCAACACUUUGUUUAUGAGACUGAUAAGAAUCUGGGUGUGCUUUGCAGAACAAUUUCUAUAAUAAAGGCCUGACUGAAAACUAAAGACUGUUUCCCAAUUCUUUCCUACUGUGUUGCAUGUAAAUAACUGCCCUUAAAUCGAACCCAUUUCACAUCUCUCUUGACUCAAUUCCAUGUACAGCGUCAAAUAACUGAAUUUUUCGAGGUGGCAUCUGCGAGAUGUUUUAAAUUUAUUGUCUAGGAAUAUUUAUUGUGUCGAACUAUUAUCUCUCAAAAUCGAGCACAGCACCCUGUUACUGACAUACAAAACUGUGGACAUGUCGCACAUAUGCAAAUCUUACUGAAGGCGCAUGUUAUGACUAACGAGGUCUUAUCGAUAGAAUGGGCAUACAAUUUUAUGAAUAUUGGCUGAAGAAAUAUUUUAUGUUACUCUUGCUUUUUUAUUUGACUUUUGAUUCUUUUAUUAUUAUUGUGUCUAGCAUUAUAUACAAAGGUGCCAAAAAGCAUCAUCACUAACAUUAUUAUCGGUUUAUCAAAUAUAUAGAAAUACUUGGAGAAUAGAAAUGACUCGUGUAUUUGAUACUUCUGCAGUGCACUCAUAGAUUUAGUAGAAGCGCCUGGUGCAUUUAUUAUGGGAUGUCAUAAAGAACAUAAGAGCAAGAUACAACAAGUUGUCGAGGGGAUGGAUGAGGUAUAAAUAACUGUUAUACCCUCUAGUAGCUAUAGUUGUAAACAGUGGCCACAGACAAUCUACAUGCAAUUUAUCCCGCCCUAUCUUAACUCGUCUUUUUUUUUCUUUACCAGAUUUCUACCUUGUCCAACAUCCCCAUAAACCCACCUUCCAGAUUGUGAUGUUUUUUCUUUACCCAAUCAAUUUGCACUGCGAAGCACUUCAUGAUAUGCCAUAAAUCGACUCUGACGAAGGCUAACUCUCGAAACGUCAGCUUUUAAACUCCUUACGGUGACCAAAUUACGUCAUCAAUUCAGUUAAUAAUACUUUAUUACCCUGUUAUACUCUCCCACUGAAGCAGCACCACAGUUUCUUUAGAACCUUAACCCCCUUCAUGAUAUGCACAGUAACAAUUUUCGAUUAUUUGUUUAUGAAGGGAAUUUAUUUUGCGUUUUUUUUUCUCAGUUGUCCAGCUUUGUAAUUGCUGAUAUCGACGAGGGUUCAGUGACCAGCCCUCCCAGAAUUCAGCGAUUGCCAACCUAUGCUGCAGAAUUGUACAAAUUUAGGUAUCGAUCUGUUCUUAGUUAUAUUGAAGACAUUCACCGUAUAAAUUUCGCCUUUUAAACUGACAUUUUUGGGAGUCGUUUCAAAGGAAUCAAACAGUAGAAAACUACGCAUCUUUCUUUUGCUUUAACGAGGGUAAACCAAACCGUUUAAGGAUUUUGAUUCCGCUCUAAGUUCUGCUUUUUCUGUGUUAGACAGCGCUUUAAGUAGAGUGAACCUUCCUUUCGCAAAUUUCAAGAUGAGAUAUUUUUAAUGAAUAACUGAUUACGCUUUUGUUUAGGAUGAAAAACGCAGUUAUCCACUUUGACCGUCUUCUUGUUCAAAGGUACUGUACCACGAAUUUAGUCUCUUUAUAGUUUUUUAUUGUUAAUGUUUACAAGAAUACUUUGUUUAAUGACUGACAACCGUUACCUCUCAGUUUGAAUUUGGAUACAUUUUCUUAGAGAAAGUUCUCUUAAAAAUACAUUUUACGCAUUUGCAGACAAACAUUCUACUCUUUGCAAGAAUGGAACAACUGCAGAGAUAAGUUCGUAAGAGAUUUCCAACGGCUUGUUUUAGCAUGUGAGUUACACUAUGGCCUUUGAUGCAGUGACUUUGAAGCAUUUCUGCGACAGAAUCACACAUUUUUUAAAAGCUUGGUAGAAAGGCCAAAAUUUAUUGAGUGCCAUGAGUACAUGAUAAUUUUAGUACUAUGGAAUUUAGUAGACUUGUCAUAUGCAGUGAAACUUAUCUUUCGCAGACACCCUCAUGAAUAUCAGUAAUGUCCACGUCGCAUAUUAAAUCUAAAAUUAGAUUUUAUACUUUGUAUUUUGAAUAACCAAAUAUUGUUUUUCUUCUCUAGCCAAUUUGGAGAUGAUGUUGAGAAUGUUCAGGUGCGUUUUUUCUAGAACUUGUUUCUUUAAAAAUCUUUAAAAGGACAAUAAGAAGCUAAAAUAUAUAUUUUAGAGAAAAAGUAUAGCCUCACAAAUAAUCAUAUCCUUCGAGAAAAAGAAAUAAAUUAUUUUCUAGCAGAUAAUGGACUAACUCUCAAUUAAAAUCUCGGAGGCAUACACUGAGGAAUUCAGUUGUUCUAUUUCGAGUUUUCGAAUGCAUCGGUAAGUAAUGUAGAUCGGAUGCUUUCAGUUGGACUGCAGACAGUAACCAUCCUAAAUACUGUUGUAUUUCAAUGUAUUUCUUUUUGUAUUUUUUUUUUAAUUUUUUUUCUUAUUUGCAGUGACAUUAAGAAUUUUAUCGUACAGCAAGAAGAUGUAAGAUAAUAUUGUUGUUAAUUAUGUUUAUUAUUGCACGUUGUCCGGCGCAAACAGUAGAAAGAUGUCUGAGCUUAAGUAAUGCCGUGAAGUAUUUGUUUGGAUGUAUUACUUGCAAUUUGUAGUUGGCAAAUGGCUGAGCGUCUUAUUUGAGCUUUUGGAAAAUUCAGGGCACGCUGCUUUGUGAAACUAUUACACACGCAAAAAAACUGCCCAACAAUGUGAAAGUGUAAAACGAUUGCGGUAUUAGUAAAUAGUGAAUAUUCGAUACACUUUUUUAAAAGACAUUUUACUCGUCUCUCCAAAGCUUUUCUUUGAUAUGGAUACUUACAUUGAGUCAAAGCCUGCAGAAAACCAAGAUUUCUUUCGGGAGGUGAGAGAGACAUUCUUAAACUUAAAUGGCCGUGAUCUUGGCUGUGAAAUAUGUAAGUGAAAUGUUUCUUAAUUUUUCCAACCGAGUGCAUCAUUAAACAACACCUCGAAUGACAAACACUUAGAUGGCAAUUGUUCUACAUCAUAGAGAGCGUGAAAGAUUAUUCGUGUUUAGAAUCAGGAAAUGAAAAGAUUUUACAUUUUCAUGAACACCCUGAUAAUCGUAACAAAAUCAAGUGAUGGUAAUUGUUAUGUUUGGAUUGUCCUGUUUUUCGGUUCCAAAAGGGUUAAUGAUAAGUCAAAAAAUAUGUGGAAAAUGGAUUCUUAUGGAGGUGGGAACGAAACCAAUCAACUGAAGUGUUUCUCGGCUAGGUUCUACAAUAAAGAUUUGUAAGAUCCGUAUCUAAUACACAGUUGCUUACGAUGAUUUUUUUCUAGGUGUGCAAGAGUCAAGCAUUUAGCAUGUUUCUUUACGACCUGAUUCACAACUCAGAAAAGGCAGACUACUUUACACUCAUGGCUCAGAAAACCAGGGUUGUUCCAAAGUAAGUAGUCAUGCAAUGUUUAUCAAUAUCAAGACCAAACUUAAAAAUACUGCUCUGACAAGCCUAAAUCUGGGGUUAGAUAGGAUCCGGUUCGGCAGGGAUCUUGGAUGGACGAUUUGGGCUCCUCAAAAAUAUUAACCGAAAUGUUGAGCACAUGCUUGUGACUAUCCCAUUCAUAGACAUUAUUUAUCCUUACAAUAUCAUCACCAUGAUUAUGAAAGCGAUCCUCGCAGUAACGAACACUACUUGAGCAGUAGUGAAAAUAAGGCCUGGAAAAAAUUCAAGCCUCUGCAGGAUUUGAACGCAUGACCUCUGUGAUACCGGUGCAGCGCUCUACCAACUGAGCCAACAAGCCAACUGGGAGCUGGCUAUUAUGUUGGUUCCAAAUAUAUGACUUUCAUAUAUUCAAAGUCGUUUAAUAUCAUCAUCAUAUUAAUCAGACGAGUGAGGAGAACAAAGACAACACUAUCAGUAAGGGAACAAUUAGUUGAUCAAAUACCAAAUUCUCCAAACUAUAUCACAAGAAUUGUAUGGCAGAUAGUAAGGAGAAUUUAUAAUAAGAUCUUGGGAGCGAAAGGGCUCAAACUACUCUUCUUGUGUGAUGAAAUAGUUUUACCUUUCUUAGGACAGGUCCUCUGAGGAAAAGAAGUUCAUCUGCAUUGACUGUCCCUGUUAUACCUGAAGAGUGUUUUGCCGAUGCACAUGAGGAACUAAGCAUAUUUGCUCUUCCUCCUUUCGUCCGCGGAGGCAUCCACACAGGUAAGAGAUGCUCACACGCUCUUAUAUGGAAAAAAGUAUUUUACAAUUUUUCAUGAACGUACAUUAGUUGUGGUAACUUUUUUAUUAUUAUUUAAAAUCUAAACCGUUCAGACGGUUUUUUGUUAAUUCACUUUCAUACUAGUGACUAUGGCGAAAUAUUUCUUUGUUUCACUUGCAGUCUUACAGACAUUAGUAUGAUAUAUCUUACUUCUUGGAAAUGUUUUCAUAUGUUGUCCUUACGUGGUGAAAUGUUUUCUUUUCCCGUAGGACUUUUCUACGAAGAUUACUUGAGGACGUUGAAUUACAAGAUCACUGUAAAUACACUUUUUCUCGCACUAUUCGAAUCAUGUGGAGACUUCAGCAUAUGACUACCUUCGGUUCCAUAAUUCUUCCGUAAAGAACUACGCUAUCGAUGAAGAAAAAUACUUUUUCUCCUCCUCAGUUCUAACAGAAUUGUUUUGUCUUCCUUUACACAGGAUCCUACGAAUAAGUCUUCAGGUCUUCUAGCUAACCACUUGUACUUGCGUGGGAUGUUACGAAUUGCUCGUGGAGAAAAAACCAAGGUAGGAAUGUAACUUCUUAUUUUUUCCCUUGAAAAUUCAUGUUCAUUUGGUUUUCGAGCGCUAAAUCUCCGACACAAUUCACCAGAUGCGAAAUUCCCAGCUGGUAAUUAACAUGUGGUGCGGACUUCCAUCGCGGCCUUGUUUUAUAUUCUUACUUGCAUUCAUUGAAAGAUGCAAAUUGAAACAAGGUUUCGUGAAGCGAGUUAGUAACUAUACCUUCAAAAAUAGUCUGUAUAAAAGAUGCAAGCUCGAAAUACAUAACGAUGGUGUGCAUGUGCAAAUGGAGGAGACAUUUUAAACUGAACGUGAAGUUACGCCAAAGUCAGAAUAAAGAUUCACACGAGCGCGCUGUUUUCGGCAGUUUCAUAACCAAGUAUGUCCAAAGAAUAUGGCGUUCAAGUAGAGGUGGUGAAGAUAGAAACAUGUUGGAACUUUAUUUCAUUUUACGCCCUGUCCUUUGUGGAAGAAUUGUUGACAGACUUGUUGUUAUUAGUCUGUAUUACUCCACAGGCCGUGGACGACUUCUUUGGAGUUUCAUCGACAAGUGCGCAGCUCUUCCCAACCUCGUAAGUAGCAAUACGCGGAGCUUUUAAAUUGAAAUUCAAUCAGAAACUGCUGAAAAAAAUUGCAGACGUGCUUUUCAAGGAUGAAACUUACUUCCAGACUGGGCUAGUGAAGGAUUCAUUGCAGUUUAAUAGAUGAAUGAAAGAGACACGCUUAUUCCCACAAUAUUUUUGCUUUGGCCUGCUGUCGUAAAACAAAAUCCUCUCUCAGGGAGCAGAAAAGGAGGUGCGUUAAAUCAUAUUUCAGAUUUUUGAAAGUCAAUUUAAAUUUGAUUUGGACAGGAUUAGUUGAUAUUUUUACACAGCGUGAAUUACAAAUUAUAAAAAGAAAAAGAUAGGAAUAAAUACUUAAAAUUUGAUCAUGGACCAAAGUAACUUACAAAGGCAAAGUUGGCUUUUUUUUUUAUCUUUGGUUGUAGGACCGUGAAGGAGAUCAUGUGUAAACUGAGCGAUUUAGAAGUAGAGGAGUUAAGAACAAGACAUUUCUGGAGGAAAGCAGAGCGUCUCAGGGUUCACGCCAAGGUUUAAUGUGAUAAACUGUUUUACUUGGUCAUCUGAAAGUCGGUUUGUAUAGGUAAUCACAUGAGGCCAAGUACUAUUAAGGAUUAAUUGCACGAGAGUUUUCAAAAUUUUCCAAAAUUGCCCGAGUCGCGAAGCGACGAGGGCAAUUUGGAAAAUUUUGAAAACUCAAGUGCAAUUAAUCCUUAAUAGUACGAGGUCUCAUGGGAUUACUUGUUUAUCAAUAAAGGGCAAAAUUUAUACGAAGGAAAAUCACGCGCGCAGUCUAUUUUUAUCUGGGAAGCCUGUUUAGCGCUACGGCAAAUCAUCAAUCAAAUUGAACUGACCAAUCGAUUCAAUGAAAUUUUAUUCUCCAAAACUGUGUCGUGAUACACUGCCAAAAGUCUAGAAAACAAAGCUCAUUUCAACAGAGCGUUUCUGCCAACAGAAAAACAACAAAGUGCUUUUAACUGAACAAGGUAAUCAUGCCCUCUCUUGAUUACUAAAAAUGCCCUCGAUUAAGAAAAAAUGCCCUCUCUCUCAACCAAUCAGCGCUCAGUAAUUUUGCCCUUUAUUGAUAAAAAUAUUAAGGGAUUCUCUAUACUGAUUACUCCUCGGAAAAAAGAGGUUAAUGCAGUUUAAUCCUAAUAGCGGAGUUCCACAAACAAACAGACGAGAAAACAACAAGAAAAACUGAGCAGAGUAAACACUACUUGUUUGCUUUGUAGAAGUGAAACUAAUGUUACGUGGAAGUACAUUUAGAAGAGCACCUUGCUAAUCCGGCACGGAGAGCGAAGUUCGCGACUCCCUCGACAUGUACACCUUAUUUUUAGUUAUUACGAGUAUGACGAAAGCCGGGCCGCCUUAUAUCUACUUCUUUUAAAAUUUUUGUAUUGUUUUCUUUUAGGAAAAGUGGAAUUACAGAAGGGCAAGGUAAAUGAUACAGUUAAUGUUUUUGAAACUUACAGCCUUAGCAAUUUAACAAAACGCAUAUAUUUCACAGCAGUAACAAUGAUCCGAAAACGAACAACGUGUACGCCUUGGCACGAACACGUUACGCCUAUGCAUGCGCAAUGUAUAUGCACAGGCACAUGUACAGGGCAUAUGUAUAUGCAUUUGCCGCGAACUCGCAAACUCACACGCAUACACUUAUGCCAACGCAUGCGCAUAUACACGCGCAUACAACCAUACAUAAACAUAUGCACACAUAUACGUUAAUACAUACGCACAGGCAUACGCUUAAACACUCAUUUGCACAUGUAUACGCAUAUGUAACCGCAUACACAAAUGCACAACAGAUAAUACAAAGUAAAAAUACAAAUUUAAAAAAAUCAAUUAGAUAACAAAAGAAAUAUAAUUUACCAGAAGUUUCACGCACGUACAAACUUUGUAUUACAUGAGCAUGAUAUAAGGAAAACGUAACCGACGUUGACUUUGUAAACGCAAAACGCGAUUGAUGAUACACUGUCUGAUGUUUCUUAUUAGAAAAGAGGUGGUUACUUCAGCAAUUCCUUCAAAUCCUUUAGGUAUGUCUCAUUUGUGUCUGCAUGGGGAAAAAAUUUCUUUCAAAAUAAUCCUUACGUUAACACUGCCAAUAAAAAGUUGGAAGAAGACAUUCGGACACUCUCUAUGUGACACUUCCUUUCUUUAUUUUCCAUUGCCUUUUUUUUAAAUAUCAAUAAUUUUUUCUAUAGAUAAUUUUUUAACUUGUGGAUUCGCGAAGCGUAGAAACAUUUCUUACCCCGAUAAGCUGUGAGGACUCUGAUCUGAACAGAGACUUGAAGAAACAUUACUUUGGCACUCAAACUAUUUUUUGCAUUAUUGUUUUCUUGUUUUCAUCAGCUUUUAAAGAAUUCGUGAAACAUGUAAGCAUGUUACAGAUAGCGAACGGUGAAGAUGCUGGAAGAAGACUAUUCCAAGCAUUGGCGAAUAAUUCAACAACAAACGGUAAAGAGGGUUGUUUGAAUUCCUAUCGAAACCAGACCGAAAAAAAGAAUCAUUUUUUUAGUUAUGAAAUUUUUUCGAUUUUAAACGUUAGACGAAGAUGUGAAAAUGUGUUCUGUUCUUUCAUUGCAGUGAUCGAUCCAGACACGUUUGCCGCAUUUUAUGAUGCUUUAUCCCAGGUAUCUAAAUACUGCAGAUGUGAUGAACAUCCGUAUCGCUUCGCCGUUAUUAUUUUUUUUUCUUUGUCCUUUGUUGCCAUCACCUGACUGUUUUCUCCAACUGGUGGUCUUCCGACAUUAUUUUAGUCCUUCUGACUAAAACGUUUAUUUUUUUGGUACUCCUUUCAUUCGUUCGUUAAUCUCAUUUUCGCAUUUUUUAUUAACAGGCUAGCACGAUGGCCAAGAGUGUUUCAUUACGUAAUAUUGUUUUGGAACGCAACGAGGUGAUGUUCCUACUGAAUUCACGUUUGUUUUGCUUUUGAUUUUAUUUAAUAUUCGACAGAUUUUUCGCUUUAUUUGUCCAUUGCGUCAACAUCGUUGACGUCUGCGAAGUAGAUUGCAUAGCUACCCGGAACUCAUCUCAGUUUCUUUACCAUGAAGCAGCUAGAAGCAUUGUCUUUCCCAAUCCUCCAUGGGAUGUUAGUGUAUUGGAGGUUAACCCCCCUCCCAAGUAUCUAGUCAAGCUUCCCUGGUAGUUUGUUAGCACCCCUUUAUACUCCUGGGUUGAGGAGGCUCUGUGAGAAUUAAAUAAACAACCCGAGGACGAGCACGAGGCCAAUUCUCGAAGCCAGACCUCUCUCCGACACUAUUUGGCAUCAGCGCUUCUUUGUUUUCUCCCAAGUACCUGGUUACAUGUUAAUAGUUACAUGUUAAUUUUUCUCUGCAGUUUGUACUGAAGAUUUCAAAGCAUAUCAAGACAAAUAAGGGCAUGGGCUGGCUUGUUCUCACAGUCGACAGGUCAGUGUUCUCUUGUGUAAAAUCGUGAAAUUCUAUUGCACAUUUAAAAAAGUAAGUAUUGUGUUCUCGUGGUUAAGAAGUGUGAUCUGGAGGAGACUCAUGUGCUUAGUACUUUAGCCUCAAGUUCUUUUUCGCUUCAGAUUGUUGUUCCUGCCGGAUGGAACUCAGCAAUGUAUAUCUGUUGUAAGAAAUGACGAAAUAAAGAAUGUGGAGCCGCACUCCGGGGGGGUGUUGUUAGGUGGAGAUACAGCUAUCCGAAUAACCAGCACUGGUAAGUCAGAUAUAGAGAGAUCUUUUAAGUUGUGUGAAAAGUCUGAUAAGGUCUGUGAGAUAUAAACGGUAGGAAGCAGCGGAUUAAAAAUGUAGUGAUUGAAGCCGGUUGACGUGUGAUUCGCUAAUACUUUUAAUUCUUGUGGGUUUUUUUUUUUCAAAUCAAUUUUUUAGUCAACCUUGGAUUUGAUUUCUUUUACAUUUAUCAGUCUUGAAAUAUAUACUGAUGCUUUUAAUAUGAUUAAUUAUAUUGAAGAAAGUGAGCUUGAGAAUGACCUAGAUGUCCCGUGUAUUGCUCGAGAAUCAGCCUGUAGUGUAAGUGCCAAUGGAACGCGAAUGUUUAACCCUAGCUCGCACGAGCGAGAAUUCUUGGGCGUUUUUUCCUUCUCUCGCACGCGUGUUCCUUGAUUUCCUACCGAUCGCCUGCUUCCUAGGCUGAAAAGAAUCGUUGCGCUAUUUCGAAUCUUUUUAGGUGACGCGAUAAACUUGCUUCAAUUUAAAGAGACCACAAACUACAAAAUACGAAAAGGAUGUAGAGGCAAUGAUGACUCAAUUAGGAACAAAGAUUGCUAUGGAUAAAGAGUACUGAGAAGAACAUCAAUCAGGAAACGCGUGAAGGGUGGGAUAUAUUUGUCGCGAUGCACACACUAAAGUGCAUUAAAUCUCACUUUUAAAAAAGCUAACAUCUUUAUAACGAGCAGCACAUUGACAAGCUCCUACCUUUUGUCCUCUAUUCCCUUACAGAAAGUGAUCCAGUGUCUUUCAUAGCAUUUGUAAAGGAAGAGAAGGAUUUCUGGCGAAGCUGUUUGCUGGAAAUGAAAGCAGGAUACAACAUUUCUGAUGGUAAGCACACUGAAUUAACUUGCGUUCUGUCUUCAGCCAUGUUGGUUAACACUAUCUGAUACAUUAACGCACGAAGUACGUUUUAAUUAUUAAGUUGUUUCUACUUAUUUUAGGGGGCAACAGUUUUAUUUGCGCGAGAAAUGGCUCCGUAGCUUAUGAAAACAACAAAACUCGUGAAAGGAAAAAAUGCUGAUCUAUUUUAUUUUGAUAUUGGGCGUAGAAGGAAAAAAUGUUGAAUACUCUCAUGAUGAAUAUCGCAGAGAGCUCAUACAAAUUCAAAGAAAACCCAGCGAAAUGGCUUAAAGUGCGGAAAAACGCGAGUGGCUAAGUUGCAGUUGAUUUUAUGUCUGAUUGGUUGAAAGUUUUCACAGGGCGCAGUAAAGCAAAAGCACUAUUAUCCUAGCCUGCAGAGCAGGGUAAUUUUGGCGGGUGAGUCCUCAGUAUUUUCUUAACGGAAAUUAUAGCCGCCAUCUUUGAUUUUAAUGGCAGCGUAGGGCUGGGGAGAGAAUGAAAUAUAUAUCAAGGGGGCGGUUGUCGGCCAAAAAUAAGGAGAGGGGUGGGGAUGUAAAGAUGACUAUCCUUGAUUAUAAACUUCAUUAUGGAGAUCUCUGUUGCUCAGUGGUAUAGCAUCAGAUCGCCAAAUCUGCGGGUUAGGGGGGGGUUGAUCCUUUGCGGGAGACUCAGACUAUUUCUUUUGUCUUUUUCCCAUGUUCGAGACAAAGAAAAUAAAAUCUUCAGUCGAUCGAAAAUUUCUCAAAGCGGUCAUGUUUUUCUUUGUUUGAAGUUUACAAGGACAAGGAAAUCGUAAAGCAAGCGGCUCAAAACGUCAUCAUGGCGGAUUCUCUCAGACAAAGGUAACCACGAAAAUUUCAAUCUAUGUCGUCGUAAAUUUUGGCCAAAUCUCAGUUGCAUCAAGGGCGGAUAACGCUAUUCAACGGAUAAAUCGCUAUCCGGCAGAUAAGUGAUUGCAAAACGGAUAGAGUUUUAUACAGUGGAUAACGUUCUACAACUUUCGAGCAACCGGUGUCAGCUCUCUGAGCUCUUUCCGAAAAGUGAAGUCCCCAUUGCACCUUUUUGGGUUUAUCACUUUAGAUGAGCGUUCUUUGAAGCUUGUAGUCAUGUUUGAAUUUCUUCUCUUUCAUUUUUUCUUUAACAGUGACUACCAGGACCAAGUUGCAAUGGUAAGAUAAUUGAAACCCUGCAUAACAUUUUCAUUUACGUUCUUAUGUACUUGGACAAUUUAAAAUUUAAUAUAAAAUAGCUGUUUCUUUGUUUAUUUGAUGUAUAUCGCAUGAAGUCAUUUUUUGUCAGUCAUUGUUUACUGUAAACUAACUCGUUUAUUAAAUGGGCUUUGGUUCGUCUAAAACCCACCUUUCAUCGUACUAGUAAAUGCACAGCUAACAUACCGUGUGGAUUAAUUCGCCGGGAAACCGACAGAAAUUGUGAUCUAGUAUUAAAAAGCUUUCGUGAGUUGUGAACGUCUCAACUUUUCAUAUCACAGUUGUCUGUUUACAAACUUAAGCAAAGGUGUCGAAUCCCUGAGCAGCGUAGUGGAGGUACCACUCGCCACUGUUAGCUCCUUUCUCCGCUCAAUUUCUUGUUUAGUUGGCCAAAUUGCUGUAACUUAUUUACCAUCGCUAUUUUGUUACGAUUUGAGUCUCUCAAACCACUCUGAGUGUCUUCUCUGAAUUGCUGACCGUCUUUAUCGACGUAAAUGUCUCAUGCAUCACAGUUGCCUACUUCCGCUGCACAAACGAGUUACUUGUUUCUCUGGAGGCUCGAUGAAAAGUUUCAUUUAAGCAUGCUUUAAAAGGAAACAUUCCCCUUAAUACCUUCCGUAACAGCAAAACGAGAAGGGAAAUGAAGUCACUUGCCCUCAAACGUAUUCAUCUUCUAUCUUUUUUUUGGGCAUUGUUGUUCUUGUUUCUUAGGAAAGGAAUUUGAAUAUCUCUAAGUAAUCUCUUUUAAAAGUUUUAAUUGAAGUGAAAGUCUGAACAUACUACUGUUCUUCUUAAUAUCUUUGCUUUCUUUGUAGCAAGUUCUCUACUUUAGCACGCAGGGCGAUAACAUAGAUAAAUUGACCGAGGCAACUGAAAAGGUAAGACGAUUUCAAAACGGUGAAAUGCAACCAACCUCAAUGCACUCGAGAGAACCUCUUUGACCAUCUCUUUGUCUUCGGGAUAAUGAGGAUAAACUUGAGAAUCCCUCACCAUUGUUCAAACGAUAUGCGAGGAUUGAGGAUGCAGUGGCGUAACGGAGUUAGUUUUUGAAUCCUCUGGCGCAGUUAAAACUGGGAAACCGCUUCAAUUCUCAAUUCUUGAACCCGAUCUGCCGUGUCAUGUGUGGGUCGAGUUUGUUAUUGGUCUUCGUCCUUGAUCCCGGGUUUCCUCCAGGUUCUCAGGUUGUCCACCCUCCACUCUAAAUUCCAAUCUGACUUGAAAACAGCGGACGAGGAACCAGCCGCUGCCACUUUUUCGAUGCGUUUCAUAUUUACUUUUCUUAAAACUUUUUACUUAUUUAAGGCGCUGUACAAGAGAGUGAGCCCCUCACCUCAGGACAUUGAGAAAUCAACAGUGGAGGCUUUGCUUUAUGUGCGAGGCUGUAAGUUAUAAAUGUUUUUCCUUUAAAGAUGCAUGGUGUACACAUUGUGUGAAGCCCUUGCCCUCUACGCCAAACACUUCCACACUUUUCUCAAAGAAUGAAACAAAACGAAUUUCGUGUGUUACUUUGCCAAAUGGAACUCCGUACAAACGUUGUAUUCCCUAUUGUCUUCUUUCUUUAGCGAAAGGUAGAGAACCAAAGGUCUGGUGUGCCAUGGUGAGUGACAGUAUUUUUUGGACGUAAACGUUGCAAUAAAUUAUAUUUUCAGCACACAACUUCUGAUCCUUCAGGCUAGAGGCGCCCCCUUAAGAUCUCAUUUGUAAUCCUCCCUACUGUCUUCCAUACAAUUCUUGUGAUGUUAGUUCGGAGAAUUUGAUAUCGGAUCAAUUAAUAAUCUCCUUAGAGAUAUUUUUAUUUAUUUUCAUCGUUUGUCUACCUGACAUGGUAUUGAUAUUGUGGGGAGAAAUUGUGUCUCGAUGACUCAUGCGAUUUUUCCCUGUUUGAGCCGUCAAAUUUUAAUCUUCAUCAUAAUCCACAUGUAUGUUGAUUGAUCUUGUUUUUCAGGGCUCUGGUGUUGUUGUCGUGAUAGAUACAAAAGAGUGGGAGCAUGAGACGCACAUGAAACAUGCGAAGGAUAGGGUGGUAAGUGAACAACGAAUUAUGGGUACAUACGAGUGAAAGGGCGGAAGGUAACCCGGAUCGUGGGUUCGGCCCGGUUUGAAAAAUUGCUAGCCAGGUAACGUGGUCUGACCUUGGGCAACGCAAUGAAAUGUCUCGACUGGGGUCAAAUCCUUGAACACAAAGUUGUUCAUAAAAAUUUAUUGUCGUGCAAAAGCCCUUUUUAAAGGAUAGGGCGAGGGGAGGUGGUGUACUGGCCCUUGAUUGUUUAAGCCAAAGAUAGCGCGGAAGCCCCAUAGAGGACUCACUGAGUCACUUUCGAUUUCCCUUGCGAUUGGGAUUUAUUUUAGCCUCGUGGGGAUGUUCACCAGACUGGAUUCGGGACCAACAAGUGAUUCGGUAGCGAAGUAAAAGAUAAAAUUUUGUAAAAUUCCACUGAUUUGUAAACCGAACAUUCCUGGUUGCAUUCACUGCAGAGUUGUCUGUUAGCCGUCGAAGAGAACCAAGUUUGGGCUGGUUCCUUGGAUACAACGAUUUAUGUGAUCAAUACACAAACUGGGAAAGGUAAGGAACAAUUACACAUUCUCAGCAGAUAAGAGAAUUGGUGACGUUUGUGUUAUUUUGGCUGCUAACCUUCCGCCUGCCAAAAGAGUUACUCUCGUAGCUGUGUACGGUCUUCCUUCUUUUAUUUCCUUUAAUGAAGACUUAAACUGAAAGUUCCUUUAUAUUUCGCAUAUGUAACAAAACCCGUGUCAAGUGGAACCCAUUUUUGUUCUUUUACGCCCUUGCUGUCCAUGUUUGCUGUCCAUUCCGUUUUCUGACGUUUCGAGCGUUAGCCCUUCGUCAGAACGAAGGGCUAACGCUCGAAACGUCAGCUUUUUUACCCUUUACGGUGGCUAGUUUACGUUUUCAACUCAGUUGUUAACACUAAGGCCUGUUCCAAACGUCGUGCUACUGCCGUGCCGAACUCAAAUGAAAUAGUAAUUUCGAUUUAAGCACGGCAGUAGCACGCCGUUUGAAACCAUUAAGCGCGGCACGGCUGAAUUAGGUUCGGCACGACUACUUAGCGCGGCAGGCUUUGCCGUGCCGCACGGCAGUAGCACGACUUGGUUUCAAACGUUGUGCUACUGUCGCGCCGAACUCAAUUCAUAAAUUAAUUUAACGGAUUUUGCAUUAUUUGCAUACUAUUACGCAUGCGCACUAAUAAAAAAAGACAAAUCUACCCGUUUUGCCCGAAAGCUUGAGAGAAGAGGAAUCCGACGGUGACAAUAAAUUGCUUAGGGUUAGGGUUAGGGUUUGGAAACGCCGGCACGAUCGUAAUACAGUAACUUGCUGGCUCUCGUCAAGGGAAACCAGAAGAAGAAUAAAUGAAAAAACUUUCAAAAGUAAUCCUCUCCUUGCAAUAACAGUAUUCAAUAUGGACUGUUGCAUUCGCCUGCGUUGCCUUCUGGCAUUUAAAAUUUUCUUAAACAAAUUUGGAUGGGGCGAUACCGCUGGAUGGAUGGUUUGUUUUGUCUUUUGAAUUUGGCGCGACUGCAUUAGGUUCGACGUUUGAAACCGCUGCCGUGCUAUCGUCGUGCCACUGCCGAGCCAAAUUCAUUUGAGUUCGGCACGGCAGUAGCACGACGUUUGGAACAGGCCUAAAUUACCUGCUAUACUCUCCCACCGACGCAGCACCACAGUUUCUUUAGAAACUUACCCCUUUAUUCAUUCCUUUUUCUAGCUUCUAUGCGUAUCGUUGUGUAAUAAUUAAGGCUUGUUUUUUCUCUGGUAGCACCUUCUUCGCAGAUGUGUUUGGCUUGUAUCUGUCAUUUUCUGGGGGCUGUUGUGCUGAUAUGAUAUGAAGUUUAUGUAAAGUUAAAUCACAUGUGGCAGUUUUUAACAAGUGGUCUUGAAGAUAUAUUAAAGUUCACACGGCAACCAGGUGGACAAUCAUACAUGGUUUGAUGUUACUCUGGUAUACAGAUUUAAUGAAUGUAACCGAAGGAGUGUCGGAACGCUGGGUCUCUGAAUAUUAACUUCUUCGGUUACAUUCAUUAAGUCUGUUAACCAGAGUAGCAUCAAACCAUGUCUGGUCUUGAAGAUGUUAGCUGAAUGUGUGUUCAUUGUGUAUCUCCAAUGUCUUCGGCAAAAAUGUUAUACAAAAUGUUCUGCCUUUUGCAGCUGAUCAACAGCUUUUAGGACACCAUGACUUACUAUCACACAUGAUCAAAACUGAAGAUAGUCAAGGGUAGGUUUAUUUUCGCUUCAUGCCUCCGAAACCGUGGUAGGGUCAGGCCGGAUAAACCACCCAGCUUGACUGCUGACCAUUCUUUUAUCCCCUAAUAUAGCAGGGUUCAAGUUCACCGACCUUCGGUGGUUUGGAGUUUCUUUUGCAAACAUCAUCAAUUCCAUGUCAAGCUUAACACGUUUGAAUGAAUUAGUGCAGAGUUUAUCUUCCUCUGAUGAUAUGUCUGAUUUACACAGGCAGACCACCGUGUGGAGUGCAAGUCUGGAUGGACAGAUCGUAGGCUGGGAUCCUGUGACCCUCACUGCUAAGAAAGAGGUAAAAAAAGUUUUUCUGAGGACAAUAAAAUGCAUAGAAUUGGCAUCAAAUGUACUAAGGUCACGAAUUGCGGGGGGAGAUUGGGUUAGUUCUCGUACUUGGAGUUACAGAGAUGCUGUAAAAAAUCCAUUUAUGAAAAAAGAGACUAAACUCCGCAGAAAAUAUGUAUUAAACUUGUUAAAUGAACCACAACAUAUGGCUAAAAUAAAAACUCCGAAACUUCUCUAAAUUCCAAAAAAAGGGGUAACAAAUUUACGCGAACGAAAGCUCAAAACAACUGACUAAAACUCCGCGGAAACAAAACUAAAAGUACACGAAAAAUGUCCACGUAAGUUUUCCAAUGUCAAGGUUAAAGUUUUUUGACACGAUUGGCUAAUUUGUGAAAUCACGCGCGGCGCGCGUGAAUUCAAAAAGAAUACGAAGGGGGGAGAGGAAGAGAAAAAUUGUAACUUGAAAUUUAGAAAAACCAAAGAGAUUUUCUACAGAUGUUUCGAUUCUUUAGGGAUAGCUUUUACAUUUUACAGCCCACUGUCUCUGUAGAUGUGCGAUAUUUCACGCGUAUGCAAACAUUUGCUGUGGGCAUGUGGAAGCGCUGGCGAUAUCCAUGGAUGGAUCAUAAACCCUUCUAAACAAAAGUUGUCUUUUUUAGCUUCAUGUAAAGCUGGAUCAAAGAAAUGGCAAAACGCUGUACUUGAUCGCUGCUGUUGGAGACACAUUCUGGUGUGGUAAGUGACGGUAUUAUUGCUGUGAGUGGCUUUCAAACUGUUAAUCAAGGUCAAGCUGUUUGAAACAUGAUAGGGGUGACUAGAUUUCACUGCCCUGCAGUUCCAGCCUGAACAGCGAAACAUUUUUUUGUAUUCAGCUUAGCCCUAACUGGUAUAACUGGGGUUUCCAAUAACCUCGCCGGGGGUGUAAUGGCUUUGACAUGUAAUUAAGUCUCAAAAUAUGAUUUUAAAUGCCGCUACUUUUUCUGUUUUAUCUGUUACCAGGGAUGAGUACACGUAGUUUGAUUUUAUGGCCACAGUUUUCCUGUCGUAGUCGUCUCGGGGCUCGAGUGUUGAAGACUCUCACUCUCGGUUUAAAAUCAGCUUGGUUUAUCAUGGAAGUACUGGUCAGAGCUUUUGUGCCCCUUGAGAAAUUGCUAAAACUAAAACUUUUCGAACUUGUGCUGCCAAGGAAAACGAAAGAUGAUUCAAGGCAGUAAAUGUUUGAAAGUCCAAGUCAUCGGGAAAUUCGAUUAAACCAGUUUGGAUUUAGCAAAUUCUUACUUCAGGAGCAACGGCACUCUUAAUGGCAAAUUACAUUGAAAUUUUGAUUUCUGUAGCUGCAUAUCUGUGUAGGUCUAGAAGCGUUGAAUUACAUGUUUACCAGCACCUCCUUUUUGCUUAUUUUCAUAGCAACCAGGUUUAAUAUUUUCGUGAUAAAUUACAAGAGAGACGACAAUGAAACCAAAAUGUUAACUCCUAAGGAAGGCGAACUGAUGAGCGUGGACACCAUGUGUGCAGUAUCUAACGAGAAGGUGAGUGUUCCUAAAGGGCCCCUUAACCUUUGAACCCCUAGGAGUGAUUACCAUCUAGUUUCUCCUUAGAGUAUCAUCCUCGAAUUAAACAUUAAGGUCAUGAGAAUAAAGGAAAUGAUCUCAAACUCAAGAAGCUCUUGGCUGUUAAACAAGUUCUCCUUCAAUACGAAUUCCAAAUUAAUUACAUUGAACAAGUUAACUCAAUCAAUUUGAGGACAGUUUAAAACAGAAUCUUGACAGCAUAUUAGGAAAUAUAUAGAAAACAGUAUGGAGAACUUUCACACUGAUACUGGGUCGUAAGGGGUAAGUGAAAACUCUGCCUUGGCAGCCAUGUACAUUUUAUCUCUGCACUUCAUGGUUGACAACUUGGCAGGUUUGUCUUGGUGUGGGUUCAGUGUUUCCAGGAUGGCUUGAACGACGCUACUUCGUUUCGGUUCCUUUUUUUCCCUUAGUGAGUGAGGAAUUUAUUAGUUCAGUUGCUGGUGCUCAACCUUUGUUACAUUUUUAUUUUUGUUUUCAUUUCUGUGUCAGUCGUCUGCUCGUGACUUCUCAAUUUAAGCCGCAUAAUGUUUAAUCUUAACUGUCUUAUGGUUGUUAUGAUAUAAACGUUUCUGUUUCUUUUUCUUCGCAGUUUCUCUCUUUCUUUUUUUUUUUUUUCACUUAUUAAUUCAGUCAUUUACUUUUUACUUCUUUUUCUUAUUUAGAUUUGGACAGGGUGUGAUAAAAAGGGCCUUGUCGUUGUCUGGAACACUGUGACCUAUAAAAAUAAACACCAAAUAGUUUGCGAAUGCAACGGGUUCACAUGCAUGCUGAAAGUGGAUAAUAACACGGUAAAAAGGCUGGUUUUUAGUGUGACUCUAUAGGUUAGGCAACAUGCAAUAAAUGAUUGGCAGAUUUAUUAAAACAUGUAAGAGCAAGCGUCAAGAAAUUUUGUUUGCAUGUAGAGGAAAUGUCUGCUUCCUUACAAGUAAGGAAUGUUAGUAUUUUGGAUAUGAUUUGUUUCUAUUCAGUCCUUUGGGGAGCACCUUAAAGGUCAAUUUCAAAACAAUUUUGAUAUAAUGAAUGUUUUAGAAUUCAUCUUUUUGAAAAAUCACUGAAGGUAACACUGCCUUUAUUGUAACAAGAGUGCGCUAUAGAGAUAACCGUUCUGCAUGAUUGAGCAGACAAGUGUAUCUUGACGUUUCUUAUUUCUCAAACCGGAUUACAAAAACCGUCGGUGGUAUUUUUCGGAAGAAUUUAACAAAUCCAUGAUAUCGAUCGACUAUUUUUUGUAGGAGAACAAAAUUUUUAAUUCAAUUCAAUUCUUACCUUUCCAAUUCUUGUUAUCUAGAUCUGGGCGGGAAGUAAAAGUGGUAAAAUCUAUGUGAUAAGUGUCAAGGAACUCCAAGUUACUAUGGUAUGUUCGAUAUUUACUGGUGUUAGUUGAUUUACUACUUUAAAAUUUGAAGUUUUUUCUCCCAGGAGUGACCAAUAUCUGACUUUUCCUCAAAUGACUUAAGAUUGUCUGAAAGCUGGCAGGUGUUUUAUGGAAUGCCGUGAUGGGAAAUCAGAGCUAAAGAAACAUCUCAAAUCUUUCUCUUUUUAUAUUAGAGAUCGAGUUGAAGUGUGGGUUGUCCGGGAUUGUAAUCGCACCGGUUUUUUUUUUUACCCUUGGGAAAUGUGUCCCUUGCUAGCGAACGUUUAUAGGGAAAAAAGAUCAAAUAGAGAGGAAGAAGAAUAACUGAUCUGAUAAAGAGGGAGGGGAUGGAGAAGUAUUAAUCUGAUAGAGAGGGAAGGGGAGGGGAGGCAGGAAAUUAGAAACGGGUUCUCCUCAAAAUACUGCCAUGCUCUGAUAGUAUUCUUCAGUGUUGUUGUUGUUGUUGUUGUUGUUGUUUCUGCUUUGUUUUGUUUUUUUUGUUUUGUUUUGUUUUGUUUUUGUUUUUGUUUUUCAACAAUAAACAGUUAAACCUGAGAGCACUGGUCGAUCACGCAUUGCGAUCGUAUAGGUGGAGGCAGUUUCUAAAGGGAGUGUAAUCGUUGACUAUAAUGAAAAAAAAACUGCGGUGCUGCGUUGGUGGGGGAGAAUAACAUGAUAAUUUUGGUUUUAUCAACGGGGCUGAGUUUUGAUAGCCUGCAGUACAGCCGUCUUAUUAGGGCGAGUAAACGUUAUAAGCUCGCGAUCGUUUAUCCGACCGGCCAUGUUUGGCCGUCGUCCGCCCCCCUUGGCACAAAUUUCUUUCUCUCCCUAGCCUUCCCCUUCCAUUAAAAUCAAAGAUUGCGGCCAUAAUUUUUGUUAAGAAAUACUGAGCACUCGCUCGCCAAAAUUACGCCUGCUCUGCAGGCUAACGUUUCGAGCGUCAGCCCUUCGUCAGAGCGAACGACAAAGGGCUAACGCUCGAAACGCCAGCUUUGACACUGUUUAUGGUGGGCUAUUCACAUUAUCAACUCAGUUGAUAAAACCAAAAUUAUUUUAAUUUUUCAAAGGCUUGCCAGAUUGCAGGAGCCCGUAGGGCGAGUGCAUUUUGUUACCUUUUAAAAAUUUGGGAAUGUUGAUUUAUCCUAAUUACUCGAAAGAAAAAUAUGAUUACUUUUUAAUACGAUACAUGCAAAAAUUUGACUCAGUUUUCCUCUUAGCCGUGUUCAUGAUUCACUGGUGCGACUGCUUACCUUUGUGUUGUUGCCGGAGUCGUCGGGAUUUUCCGGCAAGAAUAUGCUUCGAGCUUAUCAACUUUCUGUCAGGACUAAUGGCGUGUUUGCACUCUUUCCUAGUUAUAAUUCGCUUAACAGCAGUAACCAGUACGUGAAGGCCUUCACGCUCGUGAUUUAAUUCCGUCUUUCGUAUGAACUGUUGCGUAAACUACGAGAGAAUUUUGAUCUGGGCUUCCUGUUUUGGAAGCCCAAGACUUUACUGAAGAUUUUACUGAAGAUUUUAGCUACUCAUUUACUUUCUCCCAACCUGCGCGGCGUUUCGUUUUGUUGUUCUCUCUCCUGUCGACUCUCCUGUCAAUCAAUUUGAUAGGCAAUUGACAGCAAUUUGACACGCAACUCUCCUGUCAAUCAAUUUAAUUUCAACUUUCUGUACUCAAUUGUAUAUUUUUGCACAGUACAGGAUAAAUUGACGUGCUCUCAACCAAUGAGCAUGCUGCGAUUUUUGCAUGCAUAUUAUUGUGGUAGAAAUUAUACAGAUUUAUUAUCGAUUUCAUUUCCCUUUAUUUCAGGAGUUGUCUCUUCACCAGGACCGUGUCCGUUCUAUGUGCCUCACGGACGAGGGACUCGUUAUUUCGGGUUCCGGAUCACGGGACGGGCGCAUUGCAGUGUGGAAAUCUCAUCUAUCUGAAGAGCGCCCUGCCAUACAGCGCUUUAGUCACGAGCGUCCAAGACGUCCCAAUCAGAUACGUAGAGAAGUAACCGUUUGUGAUGAAGAAGAUGGCUUCGAACUUGUUUGCAGGAAAUAGACAGAGAACGUCGACGUGGAUUGCAACAAAACCCGCGCCAAACUGUCACGUCCGACAUACCAAGGGAAAAAGGAAAAAAGCACUCAAUGAAAUCUUGCUGUCAGAAUUGACAAAGCUUUACAAAUGAAUAAAGCCAUGUAAUUCUUUUUAAUUUGUAACAAUGGACUUAAUAACAAUUUUAGCAUUUUGGUAGGUUUAUAACAAUACUUUAUCUCCAUGUGAAUAUUUUCAUUCCCGUGCCGAGUAUGCAUCGACCUCCUAAAGAAUGUUUUUGUUACGAACUGUAGUCUGAACCUAUUCUUAAAGCAUGUUUCUGUAUUGGUUAUUACUUCAAAAAGUACACUAGAAUUAGAAGAACUUACAACUUGCCACAUUUAGCUCACCUCAAAGGCUGUUUUAGUUGGGUUCCAUCGAUAUGUUUUUUUUCUUUUUUCUUUACAAAGGAGGGAAUUAUUUAAUAUUUCCUAGAGAUACAAGUAUUUGUUCCGGUUUGUAAAUUUUUGUGGAAAAUUCUACUUUUUAAGCCAGUCAGGAAUGUAUGGUACAACUGAUGUAAAAGUUAACAUCUUUCUUUCCCUCUCUCUUCCUCUUCUUCCUCUUAUUUGUUAUUUUUUGUGACAGAGCACUAUCUUUCGUACUUGAUAAC